AUGUCAACGAGCACAACAUAUAUUGCGGAUCAACAACGCAUAUUCAAUAUUUCGAAUGAAAAUAAUAAUUUUCAAUCAUUGGUGAAUUUGUUUCCCAUCAAACAAAACGAACACAGAAACUAUAAUUGUUUGGACAAAGCUAUUCGCCAAUUAGAUUUUGAUUUUUAUAAUGAUCUCCUUCCAACAAUAGCUAAAUGGGCUUCCGAUCAUACACAAUCAAAAUUAAUUGAACCACUUCAAGCUCAUACAACAAGAACUAUUGUCUAUACAGUAGCACAAGCACGUUACAUUCUUGCAAAUGCUUUUUUUCUUAACACCAUACCAGGAUAUGGAAACAUUCAUUUGAAUCAUUUAUAUAAUUCACUAUUUGAUGUUUUGGCUAGUGAAAGAAUAAGAUGUUUAAUUGAAUAUUUUCGUUUAUCAUCGCAACAAAAUGAUAAUCGACAAAUUUCCAUUGAAAGAUAUUCAUAUAAAAGUGAAUUACCAGAUUGGAGUAAACAAAACAUUCCUAUAGAAUCAUCAAAAUUCAAUGUAUUUACUGGUCGAAUGGAAGAUGCCAAUGAAGCACAAGGUUUUGUUGAUUUUGCUAAUAAACAUAUUCAUAUACAUAGAAUUAUCCCGUCAGCUACACAAGAAGAAGUUCUAUUUAGCUGUUGUCCUGAAGCAUUUUUAUCUAUACUAGCAUGUGAAACAUUAGAAGAUGAUGAAAUCGUGAUUCUUCGUGGGUGUAAACGAUUUGUUGAAUAUACUGGUUAUGCUGAUACAUUUGCUUAUCAAGGUCAUUAUCAUGAACAAAAUCCAGCAUAUAUUCAAGACAUUCUUGUUAUGGAUGCAUGUUUUAGUGGUCAAUUCACACGAACACAUAUUGAUCGAGAUUUAGCGAAAGCAUGGGCAGCAUUUUAUAAAUCUAAAGAUGAAAUUAUUGUAACAGGAAAUUGGGGAUGUGGAGUGUUUGGUGGUGAUUUAACAUUUAAAUUUUUGCAACAACUUUGUGCAGCAAUGAUACUUGGAGAUCAUUUUAAAAGAUUAGAUUAUUCCGUUUAUAAUGAUGAACAAUUAGCGUCAAACCUCAAAAACUACUUGGCAAAAAUGGAAACGAGUAAAAAGACGAUUGCUGAUAUUUAUCAAAUGAUGAUUGAAUAUAGUGAAGCUAGUGAAUUGCCUGCAUCUCGACGAAAGUUCAGCGACGCUUUUGAACAAUGGCUUAAUUCCUCGUAA
Molecule: messenger RNA, 1218 nt
Organism: Rotaria socialis
Lineage: Eukaryota; Metazoa; Rotifera; Eurotatoria; Philodinida; Philodinidae
Source: the annotation of a GenBank genome assembly